Messenger RNA from Brassica oleracea var. oleracea, 797 nucleotides. RefSeq lists its product as uncharacterized. The transcript has 2 exons. The coding region runs from base 113 to 604 and encodes 163 amino acids. Lineage: Eukaryota; Viridiplantae; Streptophyta; Magnoliopsida; Brassicales; Brassicaceae. The record is from RefSeq and is a predicted model, not a curated record.
CUUUUCUCACUCCCUCUUCUUUCUCUCUUACCUCUCUCUCUCUCUCUCUCUCUCUAGAUUUUCUCUAUUCAGAUCCCUGAAAAGAGCUAACACACACACACACACUAAUACGAUGUUGCUUGGAAAGAGACAACGACCACCGAUUAACAGAACCACGAGUCUGUCGGAGAUAAAGUUUGAUCUGAACCUUCCACCAGAAUCAGAGGUAUCGUCAAACCAGCAGAGUCCAACCCAAACCACCGUGGUUGGACCAUACGGUUCCAACGGUCAAGUCGUAGCAGCAUCCGUUAAUCAACAACGUGGGAUAGAUAAACGGUUCCAAGCUAUGGUCACACCGAGACCGAGAGGUAACCUGAGGAGACACUCAGGCGAUUUCUCAGAUGCUGGACAUUUCUUAAGAUCUUGCUCCCUCUGCGAACGCUUACUUGUUCCCGGCCGUGACAUCUAUAUGUAUAGGGGAGAUACGGCCUUCUGUAGCUCAGAGUGCAGGCAACAGCAAAUGGCACAAGACGAGAGGAAAGAGAAAGGUAAACCGGCGAAGCAAUCGGUAGUGGCAGCCACCGCAAAACCCGGCAAAGGAGGGAGAGCUGCAGCCGCCGUGUAAUACCCACAUAUAUAUUAUAUGGUUAUAAUAUAUUUAUAUGUUAUGUGUGGCUUGUUAUGUGUUUGUAUAUGAUUAUGAUGGGGUAUAUUACAUAUUCAAAGCAGUGAGCGUUAAUUAACAUGUGUUAAGCGCUUUUUUACGAGGGUUUAAAUUUUAAAAGUUUGUUUUUGUGCAAAAGUUUUGAUCUAUUUUG